Messenger RNA from Venturia canescens, 760 nucleotides. RefSeq lists its product as uncharacterized. The coding region runs from base 63 to 542 and encodes 159 amino acids. The transcript is spliced from 3 exons. Lineage: Eukaryota; Metazoa; Arthropoda; Insecta; Hymenoptera; Ichneumonidae. The record is from RefSeq and is a predicted model, not a curated record.
UGAGAUUUUCGAUAAAUUGCAUCGCAGUUGAAAAGUAACUGCAGAAUCUACAACUCGUGAACAUGUCGAGUUAUUCACCGACGUUAGCUUUGACAGCGGUCUUCGUUCUUACGAACUUCGUUCUUGUUUCGACGCAAUAUUCCUGCGUUGAAAUUAACCGGAACUACAAUCUCACCGAAGCCGACCUUGCACGGUUAACGGCGUCGUCGACAACUGCUAAAUUCAAUGGUGAUUUGACGGUUGGUAAUAGACUGUCGAAUGACUCGUUAUGGACGCUUCAAAUGACAGUCACUAAUCCGUCUUCCUCGGUCAUAAGUUCGUCGUGCCACUGGGGUUUUCCACCAUCGAUAAAAAUAAAUUGGAUGAGCAUAAUAAAUGAACCAGGCAGUGAUGCUGUGUUUUGCGAUGCCGCUGGAAACCUUGGUGACAGACUUAUCGCCUUCUCCGUUCGUGUCAAUCCAAACAGUACAGCGCUUUUCAACUUGUACGUCGCAACCUAUAGUUUACCACAACAUCCGUUCCCGUUCAAUAACGCUGCAUAGAUUUUCUUGAAUUCGUUGAUGAGUAAAAAUAAUUUUGUGCCUUGUAUCGGUGAAAAUAAAAAAAAUUUUAUAAUCGAUACUUGGCGACGAAAUCAUAAGUAAACCGAUACUAUUUUACACGGUGUCAUGGUGUUUCCGUACCGUUUACUUGACGGUGAUGUUUUCUGCUUGAUUGUAUGGAGAAAUCCUUUCGGAAUAAAUUACUGGAUAAAUCAAAA